Durusdinium trenchii is the source of this 1644-nucleotide messenger RNA. The record is from the annotation of a GenBank genome assembly. NCBI's taxonomy places the organism in Eukaryota, Dinophyceae, Suessiales, Symbiodiniaceae.
AUGGAUCAGUCAAAACUACGUCUCCCAAGGCUUGGCUACAAAAGGAUGUCGAAGGCAUUUGACAAGAUCUUUCGGCCUGCUUGCCAUUUGGUGGGCACGUGGAUCCAUGGGUUUCGAUUGAACUUGAACCUAUCGACUGAAGAUCUCAAAAAGGACAGCGUCACUUCCAUCGAGCUCUGUGCUCGUGCCCUAUCCGAGGUGAUCGACAAUUUUGGCAGCAUUCCACUGUCGAUACACCUCCAGCAAGACAACACAUACAGGGAGGGCAAGAAUAAGUACAUGAUGGCGUUCUUUCUCCUUCUACAAAUCCUUGGUGUGUGCAGGUUUGCCUCACUCGGCUUUUGCCGAGUGGGGCAUAGCCACGAAGACAUCGACCAAUGUUUUGGUCAAAUCGCUAGGCUUUUGAUGGGCAAAUCUGUUACAAGCCCUGAUGGGAUGAUUGCAGUGCUCACCGAAGCGAUGGAAACUGGAACUGAUCCUGGAAACACUGGACGCAUCAGAGGCUCGCAGGCAAGGGCUUACAAGCUGGACGAGACAUGCUGCUGGAAACCAUUUGUAGGUCAGACAGGAGUCAUUUUUCGAGGCCUCCGCCGGGUACACUACUUCCGGUUUUGCGCACGGAAGGACCUGGGCACAGACGUCUUAGACAAUGUCUUGCAAUUGGAGGAGCUGAGUGGUAACCGCUUUGAACCACAUCAAGAUGAUACCUUUUUGAUUACAAAAAGGUGGCUGGCAGAUACGGAGGUUCAACGUGCUUUGUGUGUCGUUCCCGCAGUCACUGCUGCCCAAAUACGUGCUGGUUAUCAGCCACCUUCAGGUGUGGCUCCUCGACGAGUGAUCCGAGAACCCAUUCGGAAGAACAUUGAAAAAACGGUUCCACCCUGCCGGUACUCAAUUGUGAAGUCUCGCUUGGAGAAGCUGGGGUACAUUGUCUCAGGCGCUGAGUAUAACACAGCGGACUUUGGACUUCCACAGCAGCGACGCAGAGCGUGGUUACUAUGUAUCCAGGCUUCAGAACUUUCCUCCUCAAGCGCACAACUGGCAGCAGACAUGAAUCUGUUCAGAAGACACAAUGGCAAGCUUCAGAAGCGAGUGAGGGAGUUGACCCCACUUGCAACCAGCUGCAGCCAACGAGAGAUCUGCAUCUUAGCCUGUGCUAUUGAGCAAUUGGCAGUUGAGAAGGGUGUGGAUGCGAUGAAGUCCAUGGUGGUCAUCCAGGAGCUGGCCAAAUUACAGGGCAUUGGUGGCACGGAAUGGUCUCACUAUGACAUGCAUUUGGCACCAGACAAGGAACCGGGCUGUAGGAUCGACAUGGCUCCUGCUCGGAAGAAGCAACGCACAGCUCAGAGCAACAGCAAGAACGCCGGCCAUCUACCAGAUAAUAUCUCUCAGGUGGCACCAGUUCGCAUCGAGCUGAGGGACUUCAUAUCUCUGGUGCAUCAAGGCCGCCAUGGAUUCAGUGAAGAUCGCAAGUUUCCUUUGCACAAGGGUGGCUCAUUCUUGGAUCUGGUGCAGCGAUGCUGGGCUGAUGAAACUUCUUUGAUUGAGGACAGCUUGGACUUUGUGAAGAGGAUCGGAUUGAUGGCAUCAGAUUCCUCCGUCGAUGACUUCACUCAGAAGUAUCUGACAUUGAAGGACUAUUAA